GGCGCUGGAAAGCGCUCUCAGCGUGCGUUUCGUUCAUUUGGAAAUAUUCGGAGGAGCUCGCUAGCGCUCGCUGGCGCCUCGGCACCAAACGGCUUAUUGAAUGCACCUCUGCCUGCCACUCAGUCCUACAGACGGCGUCAACAUGUCUUCAACAGACGAUUGAACCAUUGGUGGAUCGACAGUGCAUUCGCUGGCUUGAACUACCUUUACAUAGUAGCAGUCGGAAUAACACCAUGGGAAAGAGGAGGAAGAAGAUGAUGACAUCCCCAGUCUUUGAAUGCAUCAAGUGUUCCAAGGCAGGCAACAAGCAACUGAUGAUGGAGCAUUUUGUUCGCGCUCACGUGACGGGAGGAAGAGCCCCAUGGUCGUGCAGCAAGUGCGGGUUCCGUGCCCUCUCAAAGCAAGCACUGCAUCGCCAUGAAGGACAUUUCAUUCAUAAGUCUGCUGAGAAACAACAUCCCAGUGUGCCAACUACAUACAUUAAGUCAAAUAACCCUUAUGUUGUCCGUGUGGGCCAGGACAUAAUACCGGUGAACGAUGCUGCAGUCGGGGAUAUCAACGAUGACGGACAAACUGGUUGUGCGCGUAAGUUCGGGGAGGACGGAACUAUGACGUUCAAACGCCGAUGGAGUGAUAUGGACGAUUCCGACAGAGAGGCUAGGUUCCAAGAUUAUGACACAUGUGACAGUCCAGAUGUGCCUAACUAUGACACAUGUGAUGAGCGAGGAAUUCAGACCUAUGAUUAUAACCACGAGAAGAGACCCUGCAGGAAUUACCAGCGAGAUUGGAGCAGAUUCAGCAACCCCGACCAAUUCCCGAGUCCGCAACCUGACGUCCAUAUUCCACAUGUUCGGGAUCAGGUACAUACGGAUACUUCAAAUUACGAAUUAUCGUUUUCGCCGACAGAUAUUGCCCCAGAUCUGUGUGGCCAUGUGAAACCGACUGUCGUGAAGGAUAAGGAAUGUUCGACUGUCCAUAGUGAAUGUCUGAGCGUCAAGAAAGCAGAAGAUGGUGAAGUUGAUGUAGGCCCUGUUUUAGAAACUGAAAUGAGUACAAACAGUAGAAACGACCUCUCUCUUGAUAUCAGUUCAAGUGAAGUGGGUUAUUCAGAGGUACCGCAUGGGGCACGGUGCACGUCGGUUAAUCCAUCUGAGUUACUAGUCAGUAAUGCCAGAGAAAGGAAAUGUUCCGAGCUAAGGGGACAAGCACAGACUAGCCACAACACGCAUGUGGAUAGGCGUCACAGAAAUAUAAAAGGGGAAAGUGGUGUCAUACAGGGAACAGAGCCGGAGAGAGUUGCGACAAGUUCAAGUACAACGGGGAAAAUAUCCAACUGUCAUGUGAAGUCGCCUACACUUUCAGAAUCAAGCAGUUGUGGCCGCGUGUGCAACACUCCCCGCAGUGUUGAUACAUCAGCCGUUGUUGAGAUUCUGGCAGCAAGUCGAAAGGACGGAGCGAGUGGACCAAGCAGGACUUGGGACCAGUUGGCCGAGGCUGGAAGCAGCUGUUUAGGGGGCAGAGACAUGACCGUCCCCACCACCACCGGCGACAAGGCCGUCCCCACCACCUCCGUCGACAAAGCCGCCCCAACCACCACCGGUGGCACGGGGGACGAACCUGAGCCAUACACUUCUUCAGCAGAAUUCCAUCGCUAUGUUAGUGAAGAAAGGGAUGAAGUUGAGGAUGAAGAUGAUCCGGAAAGCCACAAUGACGACCUCUCAGAGUCGCGCAUGCUUGAGGAGAAGGUCAAUGACCUUGUGGCGGCUUUGGAACCUCUCAAGAACAUUUCAAAAGCUCUCAUAGCUAUUGACCACCACAUGAGACGCCUGCUGCCCCUUAUUGAGAAUUUAACCAAGGACAAUUUCAAAAAGCAAAAAUAGAACUAAAGCUCUCGCACCUUAUAGGUUGAGGUGGGACUACAAUGUAAUCGGUCUUUUUUUCCUAUGAACGCUGAAAUAACACGUCAAAGUAUUAACUACGGAUAGCAAUGAUUAAACUUAUUGUACUUGAGCAGAAAGUCUCCUCACGCAUGUUUGUACUGAUAGUCUGUUCCUGGUUCAACUAGGCACUUCUCGUACUGAGGCCCAAUGACGCGCUCGUAUUGUUCAUGUUGCAGGAUACGAGUCUGAGAAAAAGAUGUAUGUGAUUUCUGUUUCUCUCACCAUAUUUAAAUGUAUGUUUCGCAUUAAGACGAAGAAACAACAGUAAAUUCGAUCGAUUAUU
This is a messenger RNA of Haliotis rufescens (red abalone), 2223 nucleotides long. RefSeq lists its product as uncharacterized. The record is from RefSeq and is a predicted model, not a curated record. The transcript is spliced from 3 exons. Bases 234 to 1880 code for a protein of 548 amino acids. Lineage: Eukaryota; Metazoa; Mollusca; Gastropoda; Lepetellida; Haliotidae.